AUGGCGACAGGGAGUUAUAGUCGAGCGAGGUGCGGGUGGUGCCCUCAAGAUAGCCAUCAGAGUGACAGAAGACGAACGCCAACACUGUACUGCUUACAUCGGCUUCGAUGUCGGCAAGCGACAAUUCAUUCUGGUGGCUGGCAGUGCAAGGCAACUCCUCUCGGCGUGCCCCGAACAUCACUUAGCGCUCGAAAUGAAAGCAUCCAAGGUGGUGGAGUGCGCAAGUUCGUUCCUCAGCAGUUGCCCGGCACAGUCCAGCGAAGAGCACGUCUUUGCUACAGCCUCCGAGGACGUAGACAACCCUACGCCUGCAGCAGUUCGAGUCCCCGCCAAGUCACCGCAGCAACCCCUGCUCGACUUCGAGGAGGAGUCUUCAAGUGGCAGCUCCGGCUCAGGAGACGAGGACCCGCUGAACGUUUUAGUGAAAGCGCAAAAGAAGCUUCGCGAUUCUUCUACCGGCAGAGGAAACGCAGGCCUUGCUUCAACACUGGUGGAGGGCAAGAAGGACCGAAGUCGUUACCCGUUGCUUUCGAAAGGAAGCCGCCGCAAGAAGGAAGAGAACCACCAGGACUUGAACGUGGCUCUGCAGGCUGCUGGCUCCGCAGCAGCAGGUUCGACAGAGGAUCCUUUGAGAACUCUGCUUACACUGCAGAUGUUGGAAACUUUGAAGUCAAAGAAAACUUCACGCAGAAGGAGUCCCUCCAGCUCUGCCUCGACUCUGAGCUCAAGCUCCGGGACUCGGGAGAGACGUUCGGGCAAAGACAAGGGGGCUGCCAAGGCCUUACGGCAGUACCACGAGUCGAAGCGCCGCAUGUUCAAACGUCCUCUCAAGCAUGUGCGGCGCUACCUGAAGGAGGUGGAAGAGCAGCUGGGGGGAGGAGACGACAUCCCCUAUCGCUUGGUGGAUUACACUCGCAAAAUCUACUGGGGCAAGCAGCGAACACUGCAGAGAGUCCAUGUCCUGCUACACGAGAUCCUGCGCCUGAUGUUGAAGAACCGGUUCGAAGAAGCAGCUCUUCAAACAGUUCUGAGCCUCCGAGCUGUGCACCAGUGCAGUUUGGACAACGGAAGGUGGGACUUAGCCUGGCUUCUCACGCACGUGGAGGACCCGUUUCAGAGAAGGCGGUGGGGCGGCGAGACUCAAGAGGUCGAAGUUGUCGCGGCUUACGUCAAAGCUCUGGAGGACUUGGAAAAGANNAGACUCGUUUUUUCGACAGCGGGCAGCCAGCGGAGGAGGAAGAGCAGCCAGAAGACAAGCCGGGCAAAGGAAAGCAGAAAGGAGCCAAGGGCAGUUCGAAAGGCGGCGGAGUGCAAGAAACUUUUCCCGUCUAUCCUGCCAUGGCACUGGAUUGCAGGCUUGACGCAACCUGCACGUUCAGGAACGCUUUUGGCCGUGAGUUUGACGGCGGAUUGCUGCGCAUGUCUAAGAACCAGUUCUGUCCUGCAUA
Messenger RNA from Symbiodinium pilosum, 1448 nucleotides. NCBI's taxonomy places the organism in Eukaryota, Dinophyceae, Suessiales, Symbiodiniaceae. The record is from the annotation of a GenBank genome assembly.